GUUGUGAUUUUUUCCCCCUUCUUCAUUGUAACUGAUUUAUCAAUAUGUACUGAAACAUCUCUUGUCAUCUCUCUCUCUCGAGUCCAAAGUGAAAGCCUUUCACAGCCAAGACCAAGAUAAAAUAUACACAGCGAAGUUCUUAACGAAGACUUUUCCUCAAAGCUAUAAGGAUCGCCGUCGUUCUACGGACCCCUUCUCUCAUUUUCCCGAUCGCCGUGAUAAGGUAGCUUUCCCGUUUCUUUCCUUCUGUCUCCAGGCCCUACCUACGAUUUUGGGUUCCUUCAUAGUUGCUUUCGACGCGGAGAGUUUCCUUCUCGUUUGCCUGCCUGCGUUCGAUUUUUAGGGUUGUUGGUGGUAUGGAAUGCUGGUUUUAUUACGCUAGUUGAGCGCAGCCUGUUCAUUCCAAAUGCCUGGACUGGGUAUUUUAUGGUCAUCACGGAAGUGAAGCGAGAAGAGUGGUGGCAAGAAAGGGGAUUACUUGAUUGAUUGAGGGCUUGAUCAGUUCUUUCAAUGGGGGAAAUUAUGCGGAUUACUUGAUUGAAUGAGGGCUUGAUGAGUUUGUUCUUUCAGGAUUUUCUCUGUUGUUUUCUCCACCUUGGAGUUUGUCUGAUUGAUACGAGGAAUUGAAGAGGAACAACUUCAUUGAUUAGCUUCAAUAUCUUUCAGCCAACUUCACUUUCAUUUUCCUUAGUUUCUCUACAGGAAAAAGUUGUAUGCUGUUCAUUUCUGCUUGAGAAUUAACGAUGUCUGAACUCAACUUGGAAUGCGACUCUAUAUUCUUCCUUUCGACUUCUUAUGGUACUUCAGCUCUGAUUACUAUUUUUUUUGGGUGCCGUUGGUUACUGGGCUUCCAGAUCUUCUCAAUUACUCGGAUACUUUUGGACAUCUUUAGGUCCAAUAGGAGAUACUAAUUUAUGUUUGCUAGUUAAAUAUAUAGUAUCUGUUAAGUAGGAAAAGCUUAGACGGUGCAAUUUCCCAGUGAAAAUCAAUGAACAAGCAGUGAUGAUUGAUACCACUGUGUAAAAUGAACAGGAAAUACCUAGCUUUUCGCACUGUUAACUGUUAAGUUCUCAUCUUUAUGUCUCAUUCUUCUGUUGUAGUUUAUCAGGACAGAAACUAAUGAGUGAUCAUCUAGAUUCUGGUGCUGACCGGAAUAUAGAGCCUGAGAAUUCACUACCAACACAAGGUGCGGUGAUACUUCCAUCUUCUGGGAGUUCUUCUUCUCAGCCUGUUGAUAAAUCUUCUUGCUUAAUUGAUAUGGAGCGAGUUAGAGAAGAUGAUGUUUGCGAUGAAAAGGAGCCACUUCUUCAGACAGUGGAAUGCCGAAUUUGCCAAGAGGAAGAUAGCCUGGUGAAUUUGGAGGUUCCCUGUGCUUGUAGCGGUAGUCUAAAGUAUGCUCAUAGGAAAUGCGUCCAGCGAUGGUGCAAUGAAAAAGGCGACAUCAUUUGUGAGAUAUGUCGCAAGCCUUACCAGCCUGGAUAUACUGCCCCACCGCCACCUCCGCAGUCAGAAGACACUGCAAUCGAUAUAGGUGAAGGUUGGACUAUUGCUGGCACUCCUUUGGAUCUCCGUGAUCCCCGAAUUUUGGCAAUGGCUGCUGCUGAACGCCAUCUUCUAGAGGCCGAGUAUGAUGAGUAUGCUGAUAGCAGUGCAAAUGGUGCUGCAUUCUGUCGAUCUGCUGCUCUAAUUCUUAUGGCUCUUCUACUAUUGAGGCAUGCUAUGUCUCUAAGCAGUUCGGAUGGUGACGAUGACGAUGAUGCUUCAACCUUUUUCUCUCUUUUCUUGCUGAGAGCUGCUGGGUUUCUUCUCCCAUGCUAUAUCAUGGCUUGGGCCAUCAGCAUUCUACAACGAAGAAGGCAAAGACAGGAAGCGGAAGCACUUUCAGCAUCAGAAGUUGCCUUCAUGAUACAGGCAGGCCAACACCCAGGCUUGCAUUUCACAGUAGCUGCUGGUCCUGCAUUUACAACUCCUGAAGAAGCAGCACCUUCUCCACCGCCGAGACAUUCAGUUUAAGUGUCGAGUAAAUUUAUUUAUGGUGGUGGUGGAAAACACGAGAUUCUGUGAUUGUCCAUCCAAGUUGUACCAUCUUUAAAUUUGGACCUUUACUUGUGAGAAACCACCUACAUGGCUCUCCUUGACAUGUAUUAAUGUACAUAGAUGAUCUGUGAUUCAUCUCUGGCCGCCGUUUGUUUGUGCUGCUUUGGGAUCUACAUAAUAGCAGGGGCAGAGCUGUUGUUUCUUUAAAUGGUACAUGUUACACUAAUAUGUAUCUCUAAUCUUGCUGGUUUUGGUUCACAACUUGCUUGAUUUCUAGGUUGAUUAUACAGUGAGCUGCAACCCUGCAGAUCAGAAUGUGACAUAAGACCAACCUGGUAGUAGUCUUUGCAUUAGGAAGUGUAGAAGUACCAACACCUUAACAGCUGUCUUGGCUAUAUCGUAGGAGCAUGACAGAGACUGCAGGUGCACAACCUUUUCUCGACUAUACAUUGCCAACAAGAUUCUAACAUCAGUCUCUGUUCUGCAGGUCCAUUUUUAAACUAGACAGUCAAAGAUGUCAACUGCUCGCGUUUAAUUUGGCACUUGGGUUUUACUCAUUUCUAGCAUUAUAGCCGUGUUGUAGGGACAGGUUUUGAGAGAGAUCUGGCUUGAUUGUAUUUUUACCAUGCGUUCAGCGUUAUUGAUUCUUUACGAGUUUUAGUUUUCAGUUGGUGCUUUGAACUGAGUUUCAGUUUUCGGUUGGUGCUUCGAACUGAGCUUCAGUUUCGAUUUGGUGCUUUCAACUUGGCAUUAUGUUUCUGUGUUCGUCAUUAAUCAAGUUCAACACAGAUGCAUGGUGUAUGGGCGAGCAGGGGACUGGUCUGGACAUGGUGGUGAGAGAUUGGCAAGGAUCGGUUCGUCUUGUAGUGGCAAAAAGAGAGGAAGAAAUUUGGCUGUCAGAGGUUGUCGAAGGAAGAGCUGUACUAAUGGCGGUGACAAUAAUAAAGGAACUCCAAAUGGGACCAUGUGAUGUGGAGUUUGACUGCAAUUCCCUCAUGAUAAAGCUUCAAUAGCAUGCAGAUGAUCUAAGCGAAAAGUGAAUAUCUGUAAGGAAAUCCUGGAAGGUGCAUAAGUGUGGGAAUGUAGAGUUUGGAAGUUUGCUAGUCGUGAAGCCAUUAAGGUAGACACAAGUUAGCCCAUUUUCCUUUUGAAGCUCGUGAUUGUAACACGUGGAUAGAGCACUACCCGGAAUAGGUUAGGAUGAUUAUCAUUUAUCUUGCUACCUACAUUUCCACUUUUCAUUCUAGGUAUCAUAGUCAGUAAAUACUCCGUUUAAUACAUAUAUAUGUACUUGUACGUGUUUUAUCCGUUUAAAACUUAAGUAUCCGUAUUAUUGUCAAGCCGUUUCAUUUCCCCCGUUCAUUUGAUGGCUCCCAUAAUAAACACGUAUAAAACCUGUAUAAUAUGUUUAAUAUCCGUAUUUAAUGAAUUAAAUGGUUAAAU
Messenger RNA from Linum trigynum, 3480 nucleotides. Lineage: Eukaryota; Viridiplantae; Streptophyta; Magnoliopsida; Malpighiales; Linaceae. The record is from the annotation of a GenBank genome assembly.